Molecule: messenger RNA, 5631 nt
Organism: Hemicordylus capensis (graceful crag lizard)
Lineage: Eukaryota; Metazoa; Chordata; Lepidosauria; Squamata; Cordylidae
Gene: AMER2
Product: APC membrane recruitment protein 2
Exons: 2
Coding region: 424-2214 (596 amino acids)
Biological process (GO): regulation of canonical Wnt signaling pathway
Cellular component (GO): plasma membrane
Molecular function (GO): beta-catenin binding; phosphatidylinositol-4,5-bisphosphate binding
Source: RefSeq, a predicted model, not a curated record
CGAGCAGCCGCAGUAACAGCAGCAGCCCCAAAUGGAUUAAGUUAUAUAAGCCCCCCCUUCCCCCGCCCCGGCUUUUAGAAAGGAGCGGAGGUGGAGUAGGGUGGUCCUCCUCUCGCUGCCUCCCUCUUCCCUUCCCUCCCUCCCGCGCUCUGGCUUUGAUUGUGCCUGUUGUAGCUCAGGUUGAUUGGGAGUGGACGACAGGGGCCUGGCGCAGGCCCAGGCCCAGGGCUGAGGAAAGCUGCUUAGCCCUGCCUGGGUUGCCAUGGAGACGAGCAGGAGGCAGCCGCGGCGGCCUCAGCAGCAGCAGCAGCCGCGGCGGCGAGGCUGUCAGUGAGCGAGCGAGGCAGCGAGCGAGGGGAAUCAGGCGCAGGCAUCCGUGGGGGGCUGCAGGAGGGGAAGGCAGCCGGCGCUGCCGCCGCCGCCAUGGACGUGCACUGCGAUUGUGCCGAGCCCCCCACCACCGCGGUCGGCGAGCAGCCGACGCCAUCGGGCAAGCUCAACAAAACCGCCUUCAAGUUGUUUAAGCGGAGGAAAUCCGGGGGCGCCAUGCCAAGCAUCUUCGGCGUGCGGGGCGGCAAAGGCAAGAGCGGCGAGGGGGGCGGCGGCGGGCAGGCGGGCAUGGUGCGGAGCAAGACCCACGACGGGCUGGCUGAGGCGGUGCUGGAGAGCGGCAAGAAGGAGGAGGAACCCGGCAGCGGCGACGGCGGGGGCGCGGACGACCACUUCGUGGUUGGCGGCGACGGCGGGGCCAAGGAGCCUUCCUCCUCCGCCGCCGCCGCGUCCUCCUGCUCCUCGGCGGCGGUGGGCAAGUCGCACAGCUUCUUCUCGCUUUUGCGGAAAAACGGCCGCUCCGGCGAAGGGGGCAAAGGCGAGAGGCAGAAAGGGCGCGGGGGGCUCAAGGGGCUCUUCAGCAGCAUGCGGUGGCACCGGAGGGACAAACCUGGCGGCAGUGCCAAGGAGGACGAGGCGGGCGAGAGCCCCGAGAGCCAGCCCAGCCUCCUCAUGCCCGGCUCCCUCACCGCCAGCCUGGAGUGCAUCAAAGAGGAGGCGCCGCCACGACCCCCGGCCCCAGCCGUCCUCCCGAGCCCGGCAGGCUCCGUCAGCGGGGACCACCUGCUGGCCCCCCAGGCCGCCACGGAGGCCGCAGUGCCCACCCAAGAGAAGCAGGAGGUGGACGCCCGGCGGGAGCCGCCACAACAGCUCGCUCCACGCAGCCCCCAGGUAGAGGAGCCCCCCAGGAUCCAGUCCCAGGCGAAGGAGAGCCUGCCUGAGCCACCGGUUGGCGGCGAUGGCCAAGCGACCCCGGAGGACUCAGCCAUAACAGGCUGUGGGGACAUUAUUGCCGACCAGGAGGAUGACGUUGGCAGCGGCGGUGGCAGUGGUGGAGGAGGUGGAAGUGACAAGAACGCCUCCGGGGCUGCCAAACCGGGGGCCCCCAAAAAGCCUCCCAGCGUGGUGACUUACCAAGGAGGAGGAGAGGAGAUGGCUAGCCCUGAGCAAGUGGGGGACACUUGCACCCCAGAGUUCUGGGAUAUGCUGUCACAAACGGAGGAAAAGUCACAGGGGACUACAGGAGCCAGAACAGAAUCCCUGGAGGCCUCCAAAGAUGGCAGCUGUGCCAAAAGAAUUCAGGAUGUGCCAACAACUGAGAAGCACAUUGGUUUCAACCAGAUUCCAGCUCACCAUAGCCACAAAGAAGAGCAGAAAAGCAGGGAAAAGGAACAACAAGAGGCUAUCCCCAGCAGUGACGAGGGCUAUUGGGAUUCUACCACGCCUGGACCUGAGGAGGACAAUACCAACAGUAUCCAGAAAGAGGUGAUCCCCAGGGACAGCUACAGUGGAGAUGCUCUCUAUGAUCUAUAUGCUGAUCCAGAUGAAAGCACAGCAGCAGUGACUUCUGCAGAAGACAUUGCCUCUGUGACUUGCUGCAAGCCACUGUCUCCAGUAACUACCACAUGCCCAGUUAAAACCCAUACAACUUCACUCAAGGACUCCAAGAUACCUAUCAGUAUCAAGCAUUUUACAUCUCCACAUGGCAGCCAUGGCCCAGAUGCCAGUAAUAGCCAUCACAUUGCACACCACCAGCCCACCAAAAGUGAGAUCCCUAGAACAAAAAUCCCGGUAUCUAAAGUGCUUGUACACCGGGCCAGUUACCGGAGCUUAGCAGGGACAACAGGUAAAGCAGCCACAUACCAUGAAAGUGCCAAAAAAUAGGAAACAAAGAUGGUCAUGCCAGUCUUCACAGGAACCCAUUAAUAAGCAGUUUGGCAUCAUCUGAAGGAAGACACCUACUAGUGCCCGUUCAAGGGACAUAUGCUUCUGAAUUCCAUUAUAUAUACACACAUGAUUCUUUUGGAGCACUUUUUUAACAUUUGUAUCUGUUUUUCUGAAGCACUAAACAACCACUCGGGAGGCCACUUUUCCAUGCCUUUGGUGGAAACAGGACUUUGAUUAGGAAUAUAAUUAAUAAUGCAAACUUGUGUCAUGAAUUCUUUGAAGAGGACAAAGCUAUGGGAGAGAGAGGACACAGAUGAGUUUUUCAGUAUAUAUAACUUCUGCUUUAAAAAAAUGUUAUGUUUUUGGCCUAUACUAAGAAAUGAUGCUUGUUCUAAUAGUGUGGGAAAAUGUCAAGCAAAAUAAUAAUAAUAAUAAUAAUUACAGCAACAACAAUGAAACUUCAGGUAUGUAACCUGAGGUAUAAAGAGCACCACCAACAGGGAGGAGAUUCAAUUCACGUGUGAAACGUAGCUGAUUAUCAAUGUGGAUUUCUACUAUAAGAAAUAUUUUUGUUUGUCUGUCUGUUUGCUUUGGAUCCGUCCUAAUGUGUGUGGGUAAUGAACACAUCUAUUGAACUCUCAGAUGUUUGCACCAAUAUUUUUCGAAUGCAUAAAAUAAUGAGGUUCAGGGAAUCAUUUUCCUAAAUGUCAGUAUAGAGACAAAUACAACAUUUAUACAAUAAAUUGUUCUUCAUGUAUAGAUAGAUGCAUAUGUUACUCUUAGUGCUACAGUUUUUUAAAUUAAAAAGUCUUUCUGUAUUUACUAGAGUUGAAGCAAAAUUAGUUUUUAUAGCUUGAUAAUUUUACAAUUUUAGAUGUAUGGAUCUUCUUAAAAGUACCGUGAAGCAGAGCAAAAUGUUAUGUGGGCUCUAACACCCCACAGGAUAAACAAAUGUGUUGUGUUGAUCUUACAUGCAUACUAUAGGAGCCAAGGUUUUAACGAUACUUUCAUUGAAAACCUUCGAUUUUCAGGAGUUUCUGAAAAGAGAGCCUUGCUUCAGCCCCAGGCUGUAAAGACAUUUAAAAAAAUAUUUUCAAAAUAUAUAAAUUUAGUUUUGGCUAUUUUGGGGGGAAAGUUUAGAUUUUUUCUAAGUUUUAGGCUUAAAGAUUAUUUUACUUUAAUAAAGAAAGGAAAAUUGGCAAACUAUUAGUCUAUUAAAUUGUUUAAUCACCAUGGACAUAACAUACACGUUAAUGGCCAAUGAAAAUGGGCAGUGGUGCUGAAAAGUAGUUACUGUAUUGACUUCUUUCCAAGGAAGCAGCAUCACAUGAUGUGCCUAAAGACCUAUUUUCAAGAGAGAUUGAAGGAGCCCCAUUGAGGCCUAAUGGGACAACAGUGCUUUUACAAAAUAAAAUAAUAGUAGGAAACCUAAAAAAGAAAAACACCAGGCAAAGCUGCUAUUUCAGUGCAUCUGGAAAAUCAUGCAGAUUUUUAAAAUAUGCUUUAAAAACAAUAUAUAUGAUACGACAUAGAAAAUUUUAAAUUACAGUAAAUAAAUGUAAGUAUACAGAAUGCAAAUAAGAGCAUUAAAGCUGUAUGUUAAUGAGGAAAAGCUAGAAAAUACAAAGGCAGUAAUCUUGUCUACAGCUAGGUUGCUUAAAUUCCAUUGAUUUAAAUUGUAUGUAAGCAGGCUGUGUGCAGAACUACAGCAAAAAAUCAAGAACCAAGAUGUCUGUUUACAAGGGCGCAGUUCCAAACAGCUGCUUUAGAUGCACCCAAGAAUGGGAUUUUUUCAUCUUUUAUUGCUGAGCCACUUAUUACCAGCCCUCAGCAGCAUAUCACAAACUACUUUUGAAAGUCCCUUCCGUUUCAAGAGUGGUUUGUCAUGGAAUGGUGGGAGGGCUGUUGGUUCAAGAAACACAACCUUCAAAUUCCCUUGGACAUGUAUCACUAGGUAAGGGGUUCUGAAGAUCCCUGCCAAGGUUAUUGCUCAGAAUGCUCAGGUUGUAAAGAACUGUGAAACUAGUUCUGUAGUCCUAACAGGGCUUCUACUUAUUUUCUUAAACAGCAGCCCUCAAGCUUUUGAAAAACAGAAGUGGGUUUCAAAAGCAGUUUGAAAUAUUGCAUGUGUGUGCGGGGUAAGUCAUCUGUACACAUAAAAAAGUUCACUGAGCUGAUGCAAGCCCGUUCAAAAGAACUGAAGCACUCUUGGGAUCCAAGUCAGUGAUUUCUUUGGCCUGCAACCAUGAAGCUAUAAUACUCAUACCACUUGAUCCUGGAAUUUAACAUUCAGAAUGCUGUUUUUACGUCGUUUGUAGAUUACACGCAGCUAGGUUGAAGUUGGUCAUGUCUUCCAUUAUCCCAGAGGAGGGAGGCAAAGGUAAAAUCUUAGUCUUUCACUCCAUGUGCUGAUUUUAUUUUGUGUUAGAGCUUGGUAACUGAAUUCUAAGCAUACUUAAUUGGCAAUAAGUUCUGUAGAAAUCGAUGGGUCUCCCAUGUAAAAUACAUGUUUAGAAUCAGAGUGCUUAUGCACUUUAUUUUGUAUACUGUACUUUCUCAGAGUGUAUUUGCAGGUGCACCCAUUCACACAUACAUACUGUACAUAUGCAUGUAUAUUCCUGUGGACACACAUACUGUACAUGCACACACUUCUGAAAUAUGCUAAAGGGCACAUAUGCUUCCAUUCACAGACUAACAGACCAAGGGUAUAUGUACAGCAGAUCUUGUAAAAUCAGUUUGACAGUUAUUUAUCUUUGUCUGAGAAAGUGAUUCACAAUUGACCUGAUUCUGAUUCAGUGUGUGUGUAUGUAUGUAUAUGUAUGUAUAUAUGUGUGUGUGUGUGUGUCUAUAUAUAUAUAUAUAUAUAUAUAUAUAUAUAUAUAUAUAUAUUUGACAUAGAAAUGGAAAAAGUGAUUUGCCUCCCUCUGUUGUAGUCCCUCCCACUGAUGAUUCUGAGACUACACCAGAUUAAAUGGUUUUUCCUUUGUAGCUGUAUUAUUUGGAAAGGAAGGAAUGUAGAGGGCUCAGAAUUUUAAUCUUAGCCCUGCAACAAAACAGUUAUGCUCUGUAUUACACCAGUGAAGUUUAUGCUCUCCUUUUGCAUGCUAUUUAUGCAAAACUAUAAAAAUAUUGCUUGUUUUCAAGGAGCCAUUGUGUAAAAAAGUGCUGCAGGGAACUGAAAGUUGAGCUGGAAAGAGGAUGUGAUAUGCAGGAAUUGUUGAUUGCAGGUCAAAACAGCCGUGCAUCAUCCAAGUGUUACCAUGUUUGCAGUCUUUGUUUUUCUUACAUAUUUUCAUCAUAUGCAUUUUGUUUGCCUGUAGCCUGUAUGUAUUAAGGAACAGUAGAGUUAAUCAUAGAUAAGUUCCCGCUUCCAUUUAUGACUAAGAUGCACCAUUAAAAAAUAUUUUGUCUUUC